CCCGCCGCCGCCGGACCCCGUCAUGGCGGAUUUGAUCCUCAACGUGGACUUCGCCCCUUCGGAGCGUCCCGGGAAGAAGGAGACCGGUAACCGAAAGCACAAGAGCUUCCUGCAGCGGCGGCGGACGCUGGAACGGCGGGGUGUGCUGAAGCAGAAGCAGCUGCCGGUGGCCCAGCCGCCGCCCGGGAGGGGCUCCCGGCAAAAACCGGGCCCCAGGGGCAGGAGGAACAAGAAGCAGGAGGCAGCGACCAGGAAAGGCCCGGAAAAACUGACCUCUAUCCAGCCCAAACCCUGCCCCAAAGUGAACGGUCCCGCUUCCAUUGCCCAGCCCAGUGCGACCGGCUGUCCUGGUUCCAAAGGAACGGGCUUGUCCUCGAAACCAAAGACGACAGCCUGGGGCACGGCUAAGAGAAACCAAAAAGGCCCCAGCUUCCCCCCGCAGCCCACCAAACUGGUGGCUAUAGACUGUGAGAUGGUGGGCACGGGGCCCGGCGGGCGUACCAGCGACCUGGCCCGUUGCAGCAUCGUGGGCUACCAGGGCGACGUCAUGUACGACCAGUACAUCCGUCCCACUGCUCCCAUCGUGGACUACCGCACCCGCUGGAGCGGCAUUCGGCAGCAGCACAUGGUGAACGCCAUCCCCUUCGGCAAGGCCCAGCGAGAGAUCCUGCGCAUCCUCUCUGGGAAGAUCGUGGUCGGCCAUGCCAUCUACAACGAUUUCAAGGCGCUCAAGUACUUCCACCCCAAAGCGCUCACCCGGGACACGUCCAAAAUCCCUUUGCUGAACCGUAAGGGUGGUUUCCCUGAGAACAUCUCCAUCUCCCUGAAGCGCCUCACCAAGGAGCUGCUGCACAAGGACAUCCAGGUCGGGAAGAGCGGUCACUCCUCGGUGGAGGACGCCCGAGCCACCAUGGAGCUCUACAAGGUGGUGGAGGCAGAGUGGGAGCAACACCUGAUGCUGAACCCCAAGCAGGAGUGACGGCCCUGCAGCCUGGUCCUGCACCCCAAAAGGGACCCAGAGGCCAUGGGGAGGAGCAGCGAGCACCAAACGGCCGCUCCAUCUGUCCAGGCAAGGUAGUGGGGACGGACAGACGGUGGGAGCAUGGAGCCAGGCGCAGGCGUCCCUUGUCCCUGUGCCCUCGACGUGCCUUGUUACGCUGCUCUGUCCUCCCCCAGGGACGCAGGGGAGAGAGAGCUGGAGCCAGCCUGUGCCUUCCCAGUGGUGUGGGGGUGUCUCUCAGGUCCUGCAUCCCCCCCCAGAACAGCUCGGUGGUGCCAGUAACACAGUGGGGCCCAAGCCAGAGCGAGGCUGCGGGUCUGGAUGUGGUGUUGGGGCUCUGCCGGCUGCACUUGCUCGAUCCCUGGAGGAAUCAGUGCCCAGGGUGAGCUCCUUCCCCUCCCGGUUUUUCUUUUUUGCAAAACUACCUCUUGACAAGGGCAGGAACCACCAAAGGGCUCUGGGCUGUGGCGGGGGUGUGGGUGCGGGCAGCACCCAACGGGUGGGAAGCAGAUUGUGCCGGAAAGUCCCCGCUCUGAUUUUGGAGCUGCUCACCCUCAAUGAUUUGGGUGCCAUCUUCCUUGUUGUGUAAGUGCUGCUGCAAAUGAGUGGGCCGGGACAAGCCCGGGCAUGGGGAACCAGUGUCACUGGGUCCGCCUGCGCCGUGCCGCCCUGCGCAGUGCCCCCCAUCCUGGGGACGCCAUGUCCUUCACAGAUGCCUCCAAACCCCGACAUGCGACGUGCGGUUGUUCCCUGAACUCUUGAACAUGCCCUGAGUUCUUGGUCUGCCCCGGGGAGGGGGGGUUGCUUUUAGCUUAAAUGUUUAUGUACAAAAUCCCAAUUAAAAAGAAAUGAUUAA
Messenger RNA from Aquila chrysaetos chrysaetos, 1856 nucleotides. It is a transcript of the gene ISG20L2, whose product is annotated as interferon stimulated exonuclease gene 20 like 2. Gene Ontology annotation, cellular component: nucleus. Lineage: Eukaryota; Metazoa; Chordata; Aves; Accipitriformes; Accipitridae. The coding region runs from base 23 to 979 and encodes 318 amino acids. The record is from RefSeq and is a predicted model, not a curated record. The transcript is spliced from 3 exons. Gene Ontology annotation, molecular function: nucleic acid binding; 3'-5'-RNA exonuclease activity.